Molecule: messenger RNA, 1257 nt
Organism: Lycium ferocissimum
Lineage: Eukaryota; Viridiplantae; Streptophyta; Magnoliopsida; Solanales; Solanaceae
Product: beta carbonic anhydrase 5, chloroplastic-like
Exons: 9
Coding region: 194-1102 (302 amino acids)
Biological process (GO): carbon utilization
Molecular function (GO): carbonate dehydratase activity; zinc ion binding
Source: RefSeq, a predicted model, not a curated record
UUGGUUUCUCCGUCUUUCUUGGAGAGGAACAGUUAGCUGACUGACACUUAUAGUUAGAUCCAACACAACAACAAUAAACUCACAUGGUACAAACCAACUUUUAAUCUUCAUGUCAGAACAAGUCUAUAAAGUAUAUAUACACGCCUACUAAAUAGUGGUAUCAAAUCAACAUAGUUUCAUUAUUAUCUUUGUAAUGGCUAGACCUCUCAUUCAGUCAUCUUCUUUAUAUAAUUCAUCUUCAUCUGUGGAUCUCCAUAAGAGUUCAGCUAGAACAAAGAUCUUGAGGACCCAAUUGAGAUUCUUGGAAGUUGAACAAACCCAUUUGAGAUUAUUGAAUUUGCCCAGUUGUAAUUCAACUCCAAAAUUGAGAGCCUUGAAGGAACCAAUGACCCUGACCAAGGAAAAGGUGGAUGAAAAAGAGAUGAGUGCUGUAACUAAACGUGAAUCGAAUGAAUUCACUACGUUGAAGCAUAGAUUUUUGAAUUUCAAGAAGGACAAGUACUUGAAAAAUUUGGAGCAUUUUCAGGGUCUUGCAAACGAACAAUCACCCAAGUUUUUGGUAAUUUCUUGUGCAGACUCUCGGGUUUGUCCCUCAAACAUACUGGGACUUCAACCAGGAGAAGCCUUUAUAGUCCGCAACAUUGCAAAUUUGGUGCCUCCUUAUGAGACUGGUCCUUCAGAAACAAAGGCAGCUCUUGAGUUUUCCGUUAAUACUCUCAAAGUAGAAAACAUAUUAGUCAUUGGUCAUAGUUGCUGUGGAGGCAUUCGUGCUUUAAUGAGUAUGGACGAUGAAACAAAUUCAUCAAGCUUCAUCCGAAGUUGGGUAAUUGUUGGGAAGUCCGCCAGGACAAGCACAAAAGCUAUAGCUUCCAGUCUCAGCUUUGACCAGCAAUGCAAGCACUGUGAGAAGGAAUCGGUCAACCGCUCAUUGAUGAAUUUGCUUACAUACCCAUGGAUUAAGGAGAAAGUGAAUAAAGGUGAGCUUGUCAUUCAUGGUGGCUACUAUGACUUUAUUGACUGUAGUUUCGAGAAGUGGACUCUCGAGAACAAUGCUCGCGUGGGUGAUGAAGUCUCCAUCAGAAACCGGGAAUUUUGGAGCUGAGUAAUCUUCGAGUCCGUUGUUUGUUUGUUUUGUUUUAUCAUUUUAAAUGUAAUACAAAUCUCAUUGGUAUUCCUGUUGACAAUAAAUGUUGUACUAGUAUAUAGUUAGUGUGGACACUAUUUGCCUCUUGUAUUGAUGAAAAGGAUAAUUUUUCU